AUGCAGCUAUGGAGCUGUUCUUACGCGCAUGAUGGAGACGAUGUGCAUAAUUCUAUUCCUGCUCAUCGUGAUGGAGUGAGACCAGUGUUUAAAGUAUAUGUAGAAGAGGACGGCUGGGCAUAUUGGUUAGACAAUUUGGGAGUCUUACCAGUCAAUAGAUACAAGUACAAGGUAGGAAUUAACGAUCUCUACAGGACGAUGCCUCAAGAGCACAAUUUAAGGUGUUCCACGAAAGAAGAACAUGGUUUGAGGCAGAGGGCAUCUGCAAUACACUACGGAGGACAUCUGGCUUCCAUUUCCUCAGAGGGGGAAAAUCAGUUCAUAUAUGAGUUAGCGGUACAGCCGUCGUCUAAUGAGUAUGGGCCGAUGAGUCAAUUGCUUUGGAUUGGAGGCAGGCAAGAUCCAAGCACCAAAAAAUGGUCAUGGUCUGACGGGGAACCUUGGUCCUAUACGAACUGGGACCUUGGUGAGCCGAACAAUUUCAAGGGCCAGGAGCACUGCGUACAGGCUCUACAAACUGUGAAGAGCGAUCGCUAG
This is a messenger RNA of Cooperia oncophora, 537 nucleotides long. NCBI's taxonomy places the organism in Eukaryota, Metazoa, Nematoda, Chromadorea, Rhabditida, Trichostrongylidae. The record is from the annotation of a GenBank genome assembly.